UUAAAAGCCGCUGCUUGCCGUUUCUCACUCAUUCUCGGUUUGUAUCCUCUGGCAUUGCAGGGGACUCCCGGCUCUCAGUCUCACUAAGCUGAAAAGCGAGCAAAGAAACAGAGAGGGCAAAGACAAACAGACUUCCAGAAAUAGCAUCAGCCACGUACGGCACAACCGAGCAUGGAGAACCUGAGACCCGGACGCAAGAUGUCCUUCCUUUCCAACUUGACGCCCGUUGUCCUGUUGCUGAUCAUCCACUGUGGAUCUUGGUCUUUGGCAGGUCGCUUGGGCCCCAACAAAAACUGCCUGACCUGCAAAGACGUGCACCCCUUGGGUGCGGGCCGGACCUCCAGGGACCCGGCUGGGGCGCCCAGCACAAUCGUGUUGGCAUUGGGGGAGCCCUGUGGGGUUUACACCCUGAGCUGCGCCAAGGGGCUUCGCUGUGUGCCCCCUCCACGUGAACACAGGCCCCUUCAGGCUCUGCUGCAGGGCAGAGGCUUCUGUGCCAAACAGAGCAGAACGAGUCCCACCGAGAGGCCCCGCCCCACAGGUAAGAGUUUCAGCCAGCGGAUGCCUUUGCAGUCCCUUCCUCCGUCUUGUAGCUUCGCCGGCGUUGUGCUGUGCCGCAUACGGUGAGAAAAUGCAAUGGGUAAUCUGCUUUAAGUA
Sinocyclocheilus rhinocerous is the source of this 657-nucleotide messenger RNA. RefSeq names its product insulin-like growth factor-binding protein 5. The record is from RefSeq and is a predicted model, not a curated record. Gene Ontology annotation, molecular function: insulin-like growth factor II binding; fibronectin binding; insulin-like growth factor I binding. Lineage: Eukaryota; Metazoa; Chordata; Actinopteri; Cypriniformes; Cyprinidae. Gene Ontology annotation, biological process: regulation of insulin-like growth factor receptor signaling pathway. The transcript has a single exon. Gene Ontology annotation, cellular component: extracellular region. Bases 172 to 627 code for a protein of 151 amino acids.